Molecule: messenger RNA, 645 nt
Organism: Neoarthrinium moseri
Lineage: Eukaryota; Fungi; Ascomycota; Sordariomycetes; Amphisphaeriales; Apiosporaceae
Exons: 3
Coding region: 1-645 (214 amino acids)
Source: RefSeq, a predicted model, not a curated record
AUGGUGACAACCCGCUCGGGCUCCAAGACGGCGGUCUCGCCGGCGCCCAAGGCCUGGUACCACGCGCCGGACCGGACGACGCUGCUGUGGUUCGCCGUGUCGCUGCCGCUGGUCAUCUGGGACAGCAUCUACGUGCUGGGGCGCCCGCACACCAUGGAGGGCGGCUUCCUGCACUGGCCGCUGUGGGCGCCCUACAAGCUGUACGGCGAGGUCGACCACGUCUACGGCUGGAAGGCCUUCAACGCCCGCAACGGCUUCACCUCGGCCCAGGGCUCCCUCAACGUCGUCGAGACCGCCAUGUACCUGGCCUACCUGUACAUCUACUUCGCUCGCGGCCAGCCCCUCGCCGGCGCCGGCGCCGGCGAGAAGAAGGUCCUCACCGGCCGCCCGGCCGGCCUGGCCGUCGUGCUCGCCUUCAGCGCCGCCGUCAUGACUGUGAGCAAGACGGUGCUCUACUGGGCCAAUGAAUACUACUCGGGCUUUGACAACAUUGGCCACAACACCUGGCAGGAUCUUAUUCCUCUCUGGAUUAUACCCAACGGUGCCUGGCUUAUCUUCCCGACUUACAUGAUCUACGUCAUGGGAGGCGAGAUCAUCGAUGGGCUGGCGGCUGCUUCAGGCGGCGUCAAUGUCAAGUCGGAAUGA